CGCGUGUCCGUCUCUCUCAAGCUCUCAUCUAUGCGCUCCGCGUCCGUGGCAGCAUCCACUCACUCUUUUACUACUGCCUGCGAUGUGACUCCACGCCGCUCGCUCGCUGGAAUAUCACCCUGCGUGACAAGUGACGGAUUUUACGCGCACGCCACGCCGUCCUGUUUUCUAAAAUCAAGAGGACACCGCUGCAGCGGCUAAUGCCUUUUACCAUGACUGUGGGAUUAAUAACGAUAUUGUGUGCUGUAACGGCCGUUUUCGCAAUGGAAGAAACAUUAAUGGACACCCGGACUGCCACAGCAGAGCUCGGGUGGACGGCGUACCCUUCGUCAGGGUGGGAGGAAGUAAGCGGCUAUGAUGAAAACCUCAACACCAUCCGAACGUACCAGGUGUGCAACGUCUUUGAGUCCAGCCAGAACAACUGGCUGCUCACCACCUUCAUUGCACGUCGUGGUGCUCAGCGCAUCUACGUGGAGAUGCGUUUCACUGUCCGAGACUGCAGCAGCAUCCCACGUGUGCCUGGAUCCUGUAAGGAAACCUUUAACCUAUACUACUACGAGACAGACUCUGUCAUCGCCACCAAGGGUACGGCGUUCUGGAUGGAGGCUCCGUAUUUGAAGGUGGACACCAUUGCGGCAGACGAGAGCUUCUCGCAAGUGGAUUUUGGUGGUAGAUUGAUGAAAGUGAACACGGAGGUGCGGAGCUUCGGCCCAUUGUCAAAAAACGGCUUUUAUUUGGCAUUCCAGGACUAUGGUGCAUGCAUGUCCCUGCUGUCCGUCCGUGUGUUUUAUAAGAAAUGCCCGAGCGUGGUGCAGAACUUUGCGAUAUUUCCAGAAACCAUGACUGGGGCAGAGAGCACCUCACUGGUGAUUGCUCGAGGGAUGUGCAUUCCAAAUUCUGAGGAAGUGGACGUGCCGAUUAAGUUGUACUGUAAUGGUGACGGGGACUGGAUGGUUCCAAUUGGGAGCUGCACCUGCAAGGCGGGAUUCGAGCCGGAUAAUGGGAACGUCUGUCGAGCUUGUCCUCCAGGAACGUUCAAGUCCAGUCAAGGUACAGGUUUGUGUCUUCAGUGUCCGUCCAACAGCAGGUCCACAUCUGAAGCCGCCACUAUCUGUGUCUGCAGGAAUGGCUACUACAGAGCAGACGGAGAGCAGCCAGACACGCCCUGCACUAGUGUUCCCUCUGGACCAAGAAACGUCAUCUCUAUUGUGAACGAGACCUCCGUGACUCUGGAGUGGCACUCUCCGCGUGAGACGGGUGGCCGUGAUGAUGUUGUGUACAAUAUUAUUUGUAAGAAAUGCCAGGCGGACCGCCGUUCCUGCUCCCAUUGCGACGAUAAUGUGGAAUUUCAGCCCCAGCAGCUGGGACUGACCGAAUCCAGAGUUUUCAUCAGUAACCUGCUGGCACACACUCUCUACACCUUUGAGAUCCAGGCAGUCAACGCUGUCACCAACAAGAGCCCGUAUCCUGCCCAACACAUCUCCAUAGACAUCACAACCAACCAGGCUGCUCCGUCCAUAGUUCCCAUAAUGCAUCAAGUCAGUUCGACAAUGAAAAGCAUCACAUUGUCAUGGCCACAGCCUGAACAGCCCAAUGGAAUUAUUCUCGAUUACGAGCUACGCUACUAUGAGAAGGAGCUGUCUGAGGUGAACUCCACGCAGGUGAGGAGUCAGAAGAACACGGCUCUUGUGGAUGGAUUACGGCCUGGCACCAUGUACGUGAUGCAGGUUCGCGCCAGGACGGUUGCCGGAUUCGGCAAAUACAGCAGCAAAAUGUGCUUCCAAACCCUCACAGAUGCACGUCCUGCCUGAUGACUGUGCCAGGGAUACACACACACACACACAUUCCAGGGGGACUGGACUCUACAGGACAGAAAGACAUCCGCCAGGCAGCUGGCUAUUUCCCUGGGCUUCACACACACUUUACCUGUCCAGCUCUCUUGCACAUUCAUUUUUUUAUGCUUCAUCUUUUACACAACCCUCCUUGUCUUUGCUGUCACACUGGUGUAAAUAUAACUGAACUGCACUGGCAAACUGGGACAGACGUACAAAGAGACACACGUCUAAUGUGUGAACAUGGCCCUGUUUGUAGAUGGUGUGUUACAUCCUUCUAUACUAUUAUUCAUGCAUUUUUGCUUUAGAGCUGCAUUUAUGCAUGUUAUCCAAAGUGACUUGCAUUGCAUUCAAGGUAUGUGCAUUAUCAGUUAAUGCAUUCUCUAAGAAUCAAUCCCAGAACAUUGGCUUUGCUAGCAUCAUGCUUUACUGUUUGAGCUACAAGAUAUUUAUAAUAUUCCUAAAACACACCAAUCAGCUAUGUAGUGAAAUCGCAUAUUCAAGAAUGCUUGUAACAAACUUGCAAAUUAGACAUAUAAAUACACACAAUCAUAAUAUGCACGGCUGAAUUUUGUGUUUGUUUCAUGCAUUUGUGUGUGAUUUGAUGAUUAAUUUGUAUGUUUCAGUUUUU
Carassius auratus (goldfish) is the source of this 2463-nucleotide messenger RNA. Its product is annotated as ephrin type-B receptor 1-like. Gene Ontology annotation, biological process: ephrin receptor signaling pathway; protein phosphorylation; axon guidance. Bases 201 to 1811 code for a protein of 536 amino acids. Gene Ontology annotation, cellular component: dendrite; plasma membrane. NCBI's taxonomy places the organism in Eukaryota, Metazoa, Chordata, Actinopteri, Cypriniformes, Cyprinidae. The record is from RefSeq and is a predicted model, not a curated record. The transcript has 8 exons. Gene Ontology annotation, molecular function: transmembrane-ephrin receptor activity; protein binding; ATP binding.